CUUGAUUUCCAUUCUGCUUUUUACGGGCUCAGUUGCAGCAGCGAAUAGGAUCGUCAUCGUGAUUGAUUGUAGCUUUGUCUCGUUAUUAGCUAUCGAAAGUGCUUGCCAGUGAUUUUGAUUUAUUAUAAUUAUAUUGUUGUUUUUUGAUAUUUUUUACGAAUUCGUCUAUGAUGGCAUAUCAGCUGACAAAAUGCGGUUCCCUGUUGUACGGAAAUCUGACCAAAACGGCUCUGCGAAGUAUCAGUACGACCGGAGUCGUUUGUGAACCAAGAAAGCUCCCUGACAAAACCGGAAAGAAUGUAGUGCUAGUCGACGGGGUGCGGACUCCGUUUCUCAUGUCCGGAACUACCUAUUCUAAGCUGAUGCCUCAUGAACUGGCACGUCAUUCGUUGCUGAGUCUGUUGCGCAAGACUAAAAUCGACAAAGAUAUCAUCGACUACAUCGUAUACGGUACCGUCAUUCAAGAGGUCAAAACAUCAAACAUUGGCCGUGAGGCUGCCCUGGCGGCUGGUUUUAGUGAUAAAACGCCCGCUCACACGGUCACAAUGGCUUGCAUUAGCUCCAACCAGGCUAUCACCACCGGAAUAGGAUUGAUUGCGACCGGAACAUACGACGCGAUUGUAGCGGGAGGUGUUGAGUUCAUGUCCGACGUUCCAAUUCGUCACAGUCGCAAAAUGCGUUCGCUAAUGUUGCGGGCCAAUAAAGCUAAAACUGCCGGCCAGCGUUUGCAGCUGUUGGCUUCUAUUCGACCAGAUUUCUUCGUUCCUGAGCUGCCGGCCGUGGCAGAGUUCUCAUCUGGUGAAACGAUGGGUCAUUCGGCAGAUCGUUUGGCGGCCGCCUUCAAGGCAAGUCGUCAGGAACAGGACGACUAUGCGUUAAGAUCGCAUACUUUGGCUAAAGAAGCUCAGGAAAAAGGAUACUUUACGGAUUUGGUUCCCUACAAGGUCGCCGGUGUGGACAAAACCGUCGACAAGGAUAAUGGAAUUCGUGUUUCAACCAAGGAAGCUUUGGCUAAACUAAAGCCAGCUUUCGUUAAACCGUACGGAACUGUCACGGCAGCGAAUGCUUCCUUCUUGACCGAUGGUGCAUCCGCUUGUCUUAUCAUGACUGAAGCCAAAGCGAAGCAAUUGGGACUUCGUCCUAAGGCUUACCUACGGGAUUUCCUGUAUGUGUCUCAAGAUCCCGUUGAUCAACUGCUGCUGGGACCUGCCUAUGGUAUUCCGAAGCUGCUGAAGAAGGCUGGACUCACACUGAAGGAUAUUGACUCGUGGGAAAUUCACGAAGCGUUCGCCGGUCAAAUUAUCGCUAAUUUGAAGGCACUUGAUUGCGAUUACUUCUGUAAAAAUUAUCUCGGACUGAGCGAGAAGGUUGGCACUCCAGAUCUGAGCAAAUGGAACAACUGGGGCGGUUCACUUUCGAUUGGUCAUCCAUUCGCGGCCACCGGUGUGCGACUUUGCAUGCAUACGGCUAACCGACUUGUACGCGAAAAUGGUCAGCUCGGAUUAGUGGCGGCAUGUGCCGCUGGUGGACAGGGCGUUGCUAUGCUGCUCGAAAGGCACCCAGAUGCCAAUGCCGAGUAAGCAAGUCGCAACAGUUAAUCAAGAAUAGGUUAUUUUCUUUCAUUUCCGAACGGUUUUACGUAUGGCACGAAUGAAAUGUAACUUUGUACGAAUAUGUAUCGGGAUUGUGGUAAGGUUUAAGAGAUUCUAGCACUGUUGGAUAAGUUUAUAAGAUAUUCAAGAAGACCAGCUGGUGUGUAGUAUUAUACCAGUGAAUCUUACCUAAAUUACAAAUUGACUAGAACGACAAUCACUUUUCUGAUUAUUUUCUUCAUUUCUAGAUUUGUUAAUGUACUUGUGUAUGUAGUUCCAAGUUUUAUUUUUUCAUAAAAAAUGUUCACCUUUAGAAAAAUUGACUUUCUGUAUGGCCGAAAUAAACUUAUAAUAUAAAACCAGUAAACUAUGGCACUGACUUAA
Malaya genurostris is the source of this 1976-nucleotide messenger RNA. RefSeq names its product trifunctional enzyme subunit beta, mitochondrial (gene Mtpbeta). The record is from RefSeq and is a predicted model, not a curated record. Gene Ontology annotation, molecular function: acyltransferase activity, transferring groups other than amino-acyl groups. NCBI's taxonomy places the organism in Eukaryota, Metazoa, Arthropoda, Insecta, Diptera, Culicidae. The coding region runs from base 168 to 1580 and encodes 470 amino acids. The transcript is spliced from 5 exons. Gene Ontology annotation, biological process: fatty acid beta-oxidation.